GGAUUUUGUAUGAAGACAAAAGACAGUCAGAAUAAAAAAGUCUUCAUCAAUGUCUGCAAGUGUAACAACAUUCCCAGGCCAAAAGAUAUAACGGAUGAAGAGAUUGUGACGUUGCUGGCCUCCGAUGAUCCAACCACAUUCAGGGUUCCUCUAAGUCUUGGAGAGCCUCACCUUGAAACUGAUAACUGUGGGUCUACUUGUACAGCCUAUGACGUCAUGAUUAACAGUUCAUUUUUUGCCAACAUCCAAAGUAGAGAAUGUCUUAAAUCGUUUUUCUUCAACAUUGUCGUUUCUGGCCUUGAGGACAAAUUCAAUAUAGAGCUAGAUAAAGAUAUUAUAAUUCUGAAGAAUAAAAAAUUCAUGGGUACUCUUUCUCCACAAAAUGUCAGAACUCAGAGCAAACCUUGGAUCAUGGAGAUGGAUGAAACCAAUAAUAAGGACGAGUCUGUCCGCCCUUUAUUAUUAUUAUUAGUUAUUACUCCAAAAUAUACCAUAAUACAAGAGCCCAGCGAAGGCCUACCAGAAUACCUGGUUGGAGAGUUUCGACUCCCAGAUAUUAAAAUGGCAUCGUCACUUUCGUUAGAUAUUGGUGAGGAUAGAUUGGUGCUAGGCACUCGAUCUGGCUUAUACCACUUGGAUAUCUACCUUCCAUAUAACCUUGACCAGUCUUCUUGUACAGCACAGUUCAACAGAAAAACUAAUGUUGGAUUUGUUUUUAAUAAAAUUUUCAUUCCCCGAUCUUACACAAUACACAAUUGA
Helobdella robusta is the source of this 759-nucleotide messenger RNA. RefSeq lists its product as hypothetical. Gene Ontology annotation, cellular component: R2TP complex; ribonucleoprotein complex; cytoplasm. The transcript has 6 exons. Gene Ontology annotation, biological process: rRNA processing; box C/D snoRNP assembly. The annotation marks the transcript as partial. Lineage: Eukaryota; Metazoa; Annelida; Clitellata; Rhynchobdellida; Glossiphoniidae. The record is from RefSeq and is a predicted model, not a curated record.